CCAUGAGACGAGGUCUGAAGGUGGUGGGCUGUUCGACGACGAAAUGUCAAAUGCUGCGCCCAAGCCAUAGUCUCCGAUAUCCGUGUCCUGCGAUCCGCCAAACUCGUCGAGCAGAGCACCGUCCACCAUGCCUUCCCUCCCUUCCUCCUCCUUGACAUUGUCAAAGUCGAGCACCCGAGCCGCGCCGACCUCUCCUUCCAACAUCGCUGGCUCGAAUAGUAGCGCAUCCUGUCCGUCUUCACCUGCAUCUAUGGGUGGAUGUGGGGUUUGGAGAGCGAGUUGGUGGAUCGCGGACGGUGACAAAUCGGAAGGACCAUCAGGCUCUGCCAUCAGCUGGAUGGAAUCAGAUUCUACACCUCCCAUGAGAUCGAGACUCGGAUCCAGCGCAUUGUUGCCAUUGGUUACUGUGAGGAGCGGAGAAGACCUAUCUUCCGAGUUGUUUGCACCCAUGCUCGCGCUUGUCCGUACCGCAGAAGCCGGGGUAAAGGUCAAAGGGGUCUUGGGAGUAAAUACCGGGGUUCGUAGGACGGUGGGGUUGUUUUGUCGUUUGGUGGGCGUCUUUAGCUGCUCCUUGUAUAUUACCCCUGUUCCAGACAUUAUACGAAGGGGUGGUUAUCAAUGAUUCUACAGCAUGAGCAAUAUCAAUGUUAGCUGUUCGUAUCUGGCAUGCUGUGAUAGCUAGUGAGGAUGUCGUCGAUCGAUCGACUGGUCCGAAACGCAAGAU
Molecule: messenger RNA, 724 nt
Organism: Filobasidium floriforme
Lineage: Eukaryota; Fungi; Basidiomycota; Tremellomycetes; Filobasidiales; Filobasidiaceae
Exons: 2
Coding region: 128-622 (164 amino acids)
Source: RefSeq, a predicted model, not a curated record